AUGGAUUUCGGCCUCCUGCGCGAUCCUUUCGCGUCGCCCCGGAAUUACCACCGGGCUCGUGCAGUCAACUACACAGUAAGGCUGGUCUUCGUUCCUUGUUUCCUGGAUACUCAACACUGCCUGGGCUUGAAGCUGCCUUGGCUUUUGAUGGACGUGGAGAGGACAAUGGGACCAUUCUUCCAGCUGGAGUUUACCCAGGAUAAUAACGAGCACCUCAUGCGCGUUGUGUUCCGGCAUCAGUUUCUUCGUUCAGUUAUGCAGUCUGACGAGUCAGACAGCAUGGGACAAAGCGCUGAGCUUGCACUUACCUAUACCUUCGACCGCAACGAGACAACCGCGCUUUUCCGGAUCAGCAUGGGCACGACGGAUUUUAUGCCCAUGUAUAUUGCUAAUUGCAUUGAUCAGUUUGGGAACUUUGCCAGUAAGGUGCCUCACCCAUUCGCCCUACCCUACGUGAUGAUCCGCCAUCUCAUAUCGAAACUGAACGAGGAGAACUCCUUUGCCAUGUCAAUCAUUGAAGACCAGGAACUCGUUUUGGCGUGUAACUCGAGAGGAGUAUCGGCGGCAACCGCAGGAAACUAUCUCUAUGCAGAUACAGAUACGAGCGUGUGGAACUUCCGACGUAUGGGGAGGGAUUGGGCGGACAUUCGCCGAAAGGUAGUGUCAAUGUUGGGCUCUGCGGAGACUAUUGGCAAGUUAGUUAGAGGCUUUAAGGUAGAAGCUGCCCGGCUGGACAGCGUUGAGAGCUUUGCUCGUGAGCUACAGCAGCGCAUGCAAAUUCUGGAAAGCUUGAUACACCUUAUGACGGCAGAAGUUUCUCAAAGAAACGGGCAGUUGAACAUGGCAACAGCGAAAUGGCAGAUCAACUUAACGCAGGCGAGUAUCCGGGAUGCCCAAACAAUGAAGGGAUUGUCAUUUAUGGGUGCCCUGUUCCUUCCCGGGACCUUCUUGUCGACCAUAUUCAGUAUGCCGUUCUUUGAGUUCAACAUUGAAAAACUCUGUAUCUAUUUCGCCGCAGCCAUUCCACUUACCGCUCUUGUCAUUGCCGCUUGGGUGGUAUGGGAACAGAUACAACAGCGCAGAAUGACCGACGAACAACACGGAAUGGAAAGGGAAAUCCAAAAGCUCGAGAAUGACGCUGAGGGUGCCUCCAGAAUCAACCAUAGCAUCAGCUUUACCAUGAAGAGAGCGCAGCAGAUAUGA
This is a messenger RNA of Neurospora tetraspora, 1203 nucleotides long. RefSeq lists its product as uncharacterized. The record is from RefSeq and is a predicted model, not a curated record. Bases 1 to 1203 code for a protein of 400 amino acids. The transcript has 7 exons. NCBI's taxonomy places the organism in Eukaryota, Fungi, Ascomycota, Sordariomycetes, Sordariales, Sordariaceae.